AUUCAACUUUUGCGGUUAUGGAUCAUAUUGAUAUCAAUCAUACAGAGGCUAAUAUAGAGGAACCCAACUUAUAUAAAGGAAAGAAAUUUUCAAACUGGAUUAUUUGUGAUUCAUUUUUGGACAAAUGGAGUAAAAGUAGAG
Dentiscutata erythropus is the source of this 141-nucleotide messenger RNA. Lineage: Eukaryota; Fungi; Glomeromycota; Glomeromycetes; Diversisporales; Gigasporaceae. The record is from the annotation of a GenBank genome assembly.